Molecule: messenger RNA, 2936 nt
Organism: Acaromyces ingoldii
Lineage: Eukaryota; Fungi; Basidiomycota; Exobasidiomycetes; Exobasidiales; Cryptobasidiaceae
Product: DNA mismatch repair protein
Exons: 10
Coding region: 48-2870 (940 amino acids)
Biological process (GO): mitotic recombination; mismatch repair
Cellular component (GO): nucleus; MutSalpha complex
Molecular function (GO): ATP-dependent DNA damage sensor activity; mismatched DNA binding; ATP binding
Source: RefSeq, a predicted model, not a curated record
CAAGAGAGACCAACCAACAUCUUUGAACGGCAGGACGGACUCUCGCCAUGUCCGACUUGAUGUAUCCGGCAGCUGCCGCGGGCGAGAAGGUAGACCUUGGGCUCGACUCGGUCGCUGAGUCGUCCUUUGUCUCAUGGUUCCACCGCCAGGGACCUAGCCCGGAGGGCACUGUCCGUCUCUUUGACCGCGGAGACUUCUACUCUGCCCACGGACAAGACGCCAAGCUCAUUGCCACGACGUUCUUCAAGACGCAACACGUCCUCAAGAACCUGGGCUCCGGCACCAAUGCACUGCCUUCGUGUACGCUGAGCAUGAGCAACGGAAAGAGCUUCCUGCGGCAGGCUCUUACCAGUCAGCAGCUCAAGGUGCAGAUCUGGGGCGGGGGCACUAAGAAGAGCAACACCUGGACCGUGCAGAAAGAGGCCUCUCCGGGCAACCUCCAAGCGGUCGAGGACCUCCUCUUUGUACAGUCCGAGCUGCUUUCGUCACCCGUUGUCAUGGCACUUCGCGUGCGCGUGCAGGACGGCAUCAAGACGAUUGGUGCUGCCUUUGCCGAUGCGACGAACCGCGACUUGGGUGUUGCAGAGUUCGCUGAAAACGACCUGUUUACCAAUACCGAGUCACUGCUCAUUCAACUCGGUGUCAAAGAGUGCCUGCUGCCAAGCGACGGACCCACACAAGACUAUGACCUCGCCAAGCUUAAGAGUGUUGUCGACCGCUGCGGAUGUGUCAUCUCCGAGACAAGACGUGCUGGCUUUUCUUCGAAGUCAGUCGAACAGGAUCUCAACCGACUCUUGGACGAGGCGUCAUCGGGUAAUGCACUUCCUGAGUUUGGUCUGACGACAUCGAUGGCCUCGAUGGGUGCUCUCAUCGAAUUUCUCGGUCUCUUGCACGACGAGAGCAACUUUGGCCAAUUCCGAAUCAGGACCCACGAUUUGUCGCAGUACCUCCGCCUUGACAACUCUGCACUCCGGGCGCUCAACGUGUUUCCCGACGCAGCCCAAACCGGCAAGAACAUGAGCGUAUACGGCCUAUGCAACCACUGCAGGACGCCACAAGGCCAGCGGCUCCUUGGACAGUGGCUUAAGCAGCCUCUGAUCAACAUCCACGAGAUUCGCAAGAGACAUACCUUGGUCGGCGUCUUUUCGGACGAUCAGCUGCGGAGGACCAUUCAGAACGACAACCUGAGAUACAUGCCCGACUUUCUGCGGUGCAGCAAACGUCUGCAAAAGGGCGUUGCCGGGCUUGAGGACGUCGUCGUCGUCUACAAUGGCGUUCGACGGCUUCCUCAGCUAAGCAGUGACCUCGCUGCAUCAGAGCUUAUGGACGAUGAGGCGAGGGCGCUCGUCGAGGCGACCUUUGUAAAUCCUCUCGGCGAGCUCGACAACGUCCUCGCCAAGCUCGUUGACAUGGUGGAGACCACGCUGGACCUCGACGAGCUGGAGCGCCACAACUACGUCAUCAAGCCUGAAUUUGAUCCGUCACUGGAAGAGAUCCGCGCCAAGGUUGACCGCGUUCGACGGAAGUUGGUCAAAGAGCACAACGAGGUCAAGUCGGACCUCGGCCUCGAUGACAAGGUCAAGCUUGAGGACACGCAGCUGUACGGUCAUUGCUUUAGGGUCACACGAAACGACUCGAAAGUCUUGCAGAAGAAGAAGGGCUACACAGAGCUGGGCACAAACAAGAGCGGCGUUUACUUUACCACGAGGACAGUCAAGGAUCUGUGUGACGAUUACAAAGAAUUCUCGCAAGAGUACAGCCGCAAGCAGAGCAGCCUAGUCAAGGAGGUGGUACAGAUUGCUGCGACAUACUGCCCGCCCCUGGAGCAGCUCAAUGUCUUGAUGGCCACGCUUGACGUGCUCGUGAGCUUUGCACAUGUUUCGACCAACGCACCCAUCCCGUAUACCCGCCCAACGCUCUCUGCAAAGGGGACACACGGCACGCUCAGCAUCAAAGCAGCAAGACAUCCGUGUCUAGAGGUGCAGGACGACAUCCACUUCAUCCCCAACGACACGGACAUGGUCGCCGGCGAAUCGGAAUUCCUCGUGGUCACGGGCCCAAACAUGGGCGGCAAGUCGACAUUCCUCAGGCAGGUGGGCAUCGUCGCCCUUCUCUCUCAGGCAGGGUGCUACGUUCCGGCCGAGGAAGGUGCACAGCUGCCCGUCUUUGACUGCAUCCUCGCACGUGUCGGUGCAGGUGACAGCCAGCUCAAGGGCGUCAGCACCUUUAUGGCUGAGAUGCUUGAGACGGCAACAAUCCUCAAGACGGCCACCGAGGACUCUCUCAUCAUCAUCGACGAGCUGGGCAGAGGCACCUCGACCUACGAUGGCUUCGGACUGGCCUGGGCCAUCUCCGAGUGGAUCUGCACAAAGAUCCGGUGCAAGGCGCUCUUUGCGAGCCACUUUGCCGAGAUCACCAGCCUGGCUGGUCAGCAGCCCAACGUCAAGAAUCUCCACGUCGUCGCCCACGUCACACAGCGGGCGGGGGCAACGAGCAAGCAGGACCGUGACAUCACUCUGCUGUACAAGGUCGAGCCGGGUGUCAGCGACCGGAGCUACGGUAUCCACGUCGCCGAAUUGGCUAAUUUCCCGCCGGCCGUGAUCCGACUGGCCAAGCGCAAAGCCGAGGAACUCGAGGACUUUGAGGACGACGAAGACGACGUCAACCUCAACAACUUCGACCCAGAGACGACCAAGCAGGGCGCCAAGGUCGUCGAAGACUUUCUGCGGGCCUUUGCGCAGCGAUCCAAGCGCGCAAAGGAGUCAGUCGAUGGACAGGGACAGGCAGAGGUGCUGAGGGAGCUCAAGAAGGAGUGGCAGCCGACAUUCGCAGAGAAUGCCUGGCUCAAGGCUUUGGUCGAGGGUUUGUAGAUAAUUGUACACUGCAUGAAAUGAAACAGACCAGGCUCAGUUUACAAAUCGCUGGCUAGACCAGUC